UAUUGUACGUGAAUAUAAAUGUCUUUGAGGUACAACUUCAGUUGCCUGGAUCAGCAAAAAUACUGUAACCCACUUCUGUCAUUUGCUUUCCAGGAAAUGACCCAGUCAUGGCCACCUCUUCUGACAGAUAUUCCUACUCCUCCUACUGCAGAGCCUUCCAAAUUUCCAUUACCAACAAAGGAGUCGCAGCCUGUUGGAUGUGUAGCACAGAACCAGAGACAGUACGAUGGACCUUCGGAUACGUUGCCUCGUUCUCAGACAACAGUAUCAGUGCUGCUCCAGGAAGACCUGCAAGUCAGUGAUAGCGAAGACAGCGAUGACAACCAAGUCGGUUUUAGAUGUUUUAUACGCUGGGCGCGCAGACAUCCCUUUAAAUCAUCAGGCCUUGUUGCGUUGUUCCGAAUGCCUUAAGCUAACCUUUACUCUCAUUCUCCUCCUUCUUUUUUGUGAACAAAACAGGUUGCUGACAGUCCACUUGCUCCUCCAAGGUACAGCUUUGUUCUUGAACUAACAGCUAGACUAAAUAAGAAGGGAAAAACAAACUACGUCUUAAUAUAUGGGGUGCAUGGG
Molecule: messenger RNA, 570 nt
Organism: Pezoporus occidentalis (night parrot)
Lineage: Eukaryota; Metazoa; Chordata; Aves; Psittaciformes; Psittacidae
Product: AF4/FMR2 family member 1-like
Exons: 4
Coding region: 19-411 (130 amino acids)
Biological process (GO): regulation of gene expression
Cellular component (GO): super elongation complex
Source: RefSeq, a predicted model, not a curated record